UUUUGAAACAAUUGUUUAUGUUUUGGGCAGGUGCGGACAGACCAUUUGGAAACUGCCCGAGGGCCCGGGGUCAGUAGGGGGCCCCAUGAGAUGCCCCUGGUACCUUUUUCAUAGGCUUUUUUGAGUUUGGGCAAGGACACAGGGGCCCCAUGAUCCCCUAUUGCCUGGGGGCCCCAUGUGUUGUCAGUCCGCCCCUGGUUUUGGGCAAUUUGACUAUUGUGAUGUGGUGCUUUAGUACUGUGAUGGCGUUUGAGGGGCCCGGGGUCAGUAGGGGGCCCCAUGAGAUGCCCCUGGAACCUUUUUCAUAGGCUUUUUUGAGUUUGGGCAAGGACACAGGGGCCCCAUGAUCCCCUAUUGCCCGGGGGCCCCAU
This is a messenger RNA of Staurois parvus, 371 nucleotides long. The record is from the annotation of a GenBank genome assembly. NCBI's taxonomy places the organism in Eukaryota, Metazoa, Chordata, Amphibia, Anura, Ranidae.